Macrobrachium nipponense is the source of this 3573-nucleotide messenger RNA. RefSeq names its product actin-related protein 3-like (gene Arp3). Gene Ontology annotation, molecular function: actin filament binding. Gene Ontology annotation, cellular component: Arp2/3 protein complex; actin cortical patch. Gene Ontology annotation, biological process: Arp2/3 complex-mediated actin nucleation. The transcript has 9 exons. Bases 131 to 1387 code for a protein of 418 amino acids. The record is from RefSeq and is a predicted model, not a curated record. Lineage: Eukaryota; Metazoa; Arthropoda; Malacostraca; Decapoda; Palaemonidae.
GCCUUCAAUCCCAGUUAUCAUCAGGUGUGACGUUAGCGGCGGCUGCCAGGGCGGAGGAAGUGUUUACACCCAGUUGACGAUAAGAGAAAAUUCAGUUUUAUGGUCGUUGCGGCCCUCGCGUUCGAGAAAAAUGACUGGAAGACUGCCGCCUUGCAUCGUGGAUGUGGGAACUGGGUACACAAAGUUGGGUUUUGCUGGUAACCAUGAGCCCCAGAUGAUUAUUCCGUCUGCUGUGGCUAUUAAGGAAACGGCUAAAGUAGGAGAACAGUCCCAAAGACGGUUAUGCAAGGGUGUAGAGGAUUUAGACUUUUUCAUUGGUGAUGAAGCCAUGGAUGCAACUGGCUAUGCUGUAAAGUACCCGGUAAGACAUGGUAUUGUUGAGGACUGGGAUCUCAUGGAGAAGUUCAUGGAGCAGUGUAUUUUCAAAUAUCUUCGGGCUGAGCCAGAAGACCAUUACUUUUUGCUGACAGAACCUCCGCUCAAUACUCCUGAAAAUAGGGAGUAUACUGCAGAAAUUAUGUUUGAAUCUUUCAAUGUACCUGGACUGUACAUUGCAGUGCAGGCAGUACUCUCUUUAGCAGCAUCUUGGGCAUCUCGUCAGGCUACUGAGAGGUCACUGACUGGUACUGUCAUUGAUUCAGGAGAUGGUGUGACCCAUGUCAUUCCAGUGGCUGAUGGCUAUGUCAUUGGUAGCUGCAUAAAGCACAUUCCUAUUGCUGGUCGAGACAUUACUUACUUCGUACAAAGUCUUCUUAGGGAGCGUGAGCCAAACAUUCCUCCACAGCUUAGUAUGGAAACUGCAAAAGCAGUGAAAGAAAGGUUUAGUUACAUCUGCCCAGAUAUUGCCAAAGAAUUCAACAAAUAUGACAGUGAUCCAUCCAAGUGGAUUAAACAGUAUGAGGGUAAGAAUCCUGUAAAUAAUCAGACAUUUAGCAUCGAUAUUGGAUAUGAACGUUUCCUUGGACCAGAAAUUUUCUUCCAUCCUGAGUUUGCCAAUCCAGAUUUCACAACUCCAAUUAGUGAGGUGGUUGACAAUGUUAUUCAGAAUUGUCCCAUUGAUGUGAGAAGACCACUAUACAAGAAUAUUGUUCUCUCUGGUGGAUCAACAAUGUUUAAGGACUUUGAUCGCCGUCUACAACGAGACUUGAAGAGAAUUGUGGAUGCACGCUUACGUAUCACUGAGCAACUUAGUGGUGGUCGAAUUAAGCCAAAGCCUAUUGAUGUGAAUGUCAUAGCCCACAAGAUGCAACGUUACGCAGUAUGGUUUGGUGGUUCAAUGUUAGCAUCAACUCCGGACUUCUAUCAAGUUUGCCAUACGAAAGCAGAAUACGAAGAGAAAGGGCCAAGCAUUUGCAGACACAAUCCUGUCUUUGGAGCCAUGGCAUAGUUUUCUAUGGCUAGUUGCAUGGUAAAUGUGAUCUAUAUAAUGUAAUAAGGAGUGUGUGUUAUUGAAUAAUUGUUGUUGAAAUUCCUCUACUUCAUUUUCUUUUUGUUUAAAAGGCAGUACUUAUAUUUAUUUUUUUCAUUCCUCACAUAUUGUGAAUUUAUACUUCAUUUCAAAUGGUGGUUGUUAUCUAGUAAGUUAAUGGCAUUUUGUUCAAGUAUUUAUUAAUUGAAAUAGAUAUUGGUAAAAGAACGUUCCAACUCCUCAUGUAAAGUAGUUUUUACUCCAUGGUAGGGAGUGAUACAAAUAUUAGACUAUGAGUGACAUGGUAUAAAUAUGUAAUUUUGAAAGCAUUUGGUAUGAUUAGGAUAAAAUUAAAAAUGGAGUAGAGCUAAAAGAAUUCACCUAGUCUUUUUGAUAGUGAGAAUUCAUUGAGAUUUGCUUUUAAUCUUUGGGACAGCAUCACAUCACCAUUUCAUUGUUGGAACUCAAGUCAUUAUAACGUUUAUGAAGCGUUCAUUUAGCUGUGUGUUCUCGUUGUUGUUGUUGUCUGUCAUAGCUUCCGAGACCAAUUAAAUUUCUAUACGAAGGAUUUUUAAAUUGGACCCAGAGUCAGUGUAGAUGCCUUCCUCAUUCCUAUGUUGUUAUCAACGAUAAGGUUUUGGUUCCAUGCAGGUUCCCUGUAUGGUUGGAGUGAUUGUUUUGCACAAAUGUGAUUAUGGGGCAAUGCUCUUAUAUGAUUCUAGCUUUUGGGAAGUAAUUUAAGUAUUAGAUGCAUUGUCUGAAAUUUGUUCUCCCAUUUACAUUGCACUUAACCAAUUGGUGUUUUUGUUCCUGUGUUCCUUGUUAUAAUGUAAUUAAUAUUGUCAAAUACACAAUAUACGUACAUUAAUUAAUUCACCAAAAGUAUAGUGCUGUAUUUUGCCUUGAUUUUCUGGGCACUAGUAAUGAUUUAAGUAUUGGCAGUCAGUGAUAUCUAUCCUCCAUUCUAUGAAAACUGAAAUCGUGUACAGUAUUAAAGAUUCAUAUAUAUGUAUAUAUAUUCAGCAGGGUAUUCAGUGGUUAAUAGUUUUCAGGCAUGUUGAGUUUGUAACAAGACCUGAACAAGUUUGUGGUUCAAUAAAUUUUUACAAUUUUGAAUUGAAAAGUCUUGCCAGGGAAGAAUGUCAUCAAAAUUGUACAAUAUUUUUUAGUGCUUGAUACACAAAUUUGCACCAAGGAUUGCUGGCAGAAUUAUCUUUACAAGCAAGAGAAUUUAUCAGAAGUGAUUGGUAAUGAUAUUCUCCAUGGGAGGUAGAUUUCCUCUAAAAAUUUUCCCAAGUAUAACCAUUGAUUUUCCUUUAGAAAAGCUAUUUAUCCAUGAAAUUUAGGUUACAGUGCAAUUUUUCUAAUAUUCAAGCUCUGAUUUAUAGGUUUCCAGAAAAGUAUCUUAUGUUUAUAUUUUAUUGUGUAGAAACCUGUUAGUUUUAGUUGGUAGAGCAUUUUAGUAUUUAUUGUAAUCAAAAUUCCCCUUGUAAAUAUUAGUGGUCUUAGUCUUUCUAAUUAAAUUUAGGGAUGGAUGUGAUACAACCAAGUGCAAUGAAGUAUUAAAUACAUGUAUGCCAAACAACCCAUAUAUUUGCAAUAUUCAUGAACCUUGCCAUGCUACUCUCUUCUCUCAUGCACUGCAUUUUUUUAAGUAUACCCUUAAAAUUUUUUAUUGUAAGUUCUGUUUCAGAAGACUUAACUUUGCUUCUUAAUAGUAUCCAUAUGUAUGGUUUAUGUUGACUACAUGUAUUUGUAAGAACAAGUAGUGCACUGUAUUGUUAUCAGAGUAUUUUUAGGUCUCUAAGCUGGUAAAGCUGAUAGCUUAAGUUUGAUUUGUUUGCCAAUUCUGCCCAAAAAAUUAUUCACUUAUGAUGGAAUACCAUGUCUUUAUUGUAGGACUGAAGAAUGAUCUUAAUUUAAAUCACACCACUGACAUUAUAUUGUAUACAUUUUUAUUUCACAAGUACACUUUUUUUUUUUAAUAACAUUUCAUAAAUUAAUCCUUUGAUUUUCACAGCUUGAAACUUUCCCAUAGCAAGGUCUCGUCACAGUUAUUGCUAUUUCAUUUUCACCUACAGUCAUGCUUGACCUUUGUUCAUAUUUCUUUCUAUGGAUAAUUGAAUUUAUGAAAAUAAACUAUUAAUAAAAAUUAAAUUUUGUCA